CGGCUGUAUUGUGUUGAGGGUCUCCCAGAUUGUGCGCUCCGCGUUCCUUCCUGGAAUGUUCGGACGAUCAAUCCUCGUUCGUUGAUAGGAGACGUUUCUGACGAGUCUACGAGACAGACGGGGCUAUUUGCCAACCAAUGGCUGGAUUUUUAGUUCGGCCCUCUCGUCGAGCCAAUCAGAAGGAGGAAGGGUGGGUAAUAAGAGGAUUCCGAAGGAGUGGAGGAGUGCUACUUUUGGGGGAAGUUUGCCACGUUUGCAGAUUUGUGGCGUGUGAAGCUUGGUGGGACUGGAAGUAAAGUUAUGACCCCUUCAUGGCCCGGCUCUGCAGAUUGUCACCUUUCAUGCUGAGAAACAUUUAAAUCUGAAAGUGUGGCAGUUGUGAAAUGGCAAUUGUACGGCGUGGCCAGCGGAAAAAAAGCAGCAGUGGGAAAUUCUCUGACCACAGAGUAAGGGGUUCGAAUCUAGAGCAUCCUAGAACUGGUUUAGGCGCUCCUUAAAUCUAGAGCCCUUAAACAAAUUACUGCGAGCGUAAGUAGUUGGACCAAACAUCACUGGGAGUAGAAGUAGUUGGACCAAACAUCUAUUCCUGGCCCAUUUAUGGUACGAGAAUUACGUACAUGUUCUUAAAACUCAGAGGUAUUUGUUGAAUUCCCAAAAAUGGAAGCUGCCUUUUGGACUCUCCUUUCUUUCUUAUUUGUGGCUUUCGGGACUGGAGCUCUCAUUCCGGAACCAGAAGUGAAGAUCGAGAUUCUCCACAAGCCAUUCAUUUGCAGGAGGAAGACCAAGACUGGGGACAUGCUGCUUGUGCACUAUGAAGGGUUUUUUGAAAAAGAUGGUUCCCUGUUCCAUUCUACCCACAAGCAUAACAACCACCAGCCCACCUGGUUUACUCUUGGUAUCAAUGAAGCUAUCAAAGGCUGGGAUAGAGGUUUGGUAGACAUGUGUGUUGGUGAGAAACGCAAGCUCACUGUUCCUCCAUCCCUGGGUUAUGGAAAAGAAGGAAAAGGGAAAAUUCCACCUGAGAGCACGCUGAUCUUCAAUAUUGACCUUGUCGAAAUUCGAAAUGGACCAAGGUCUCAUGAGUCCUUUCAAGAAAUGGAUCUUAAUGAUGACUGGAAGCUAUCCAGAGAGGAGGUAAAACUAUACUUAAAGAAGGAAUUUGAGAGACACGGUGCAGUGGUUAACGACAGUCACCAUGAUACUUUGGUUGAAGACAUAUUUUCUAAAGAAGAUGAGGACACAGAUGGAUUCAUAUCUGCAAGGGAGUUUGUGUUUGAGCAUGAUGAGCUAUGAAGUACUUUGGAAGAAAUUCCCAGUGAGGGAGAAAUCAAGAGACUUUGCAGAACUGACAUUUCUUGAAAUGUUGUAUGUAUGGAGCUGCCUGUCAACUCAUGGGGGGAGUGCAUUGCAUUUUUAUACCUGACAUAUGCUCAUUGAAACUAAAUUUUGUUACUAUGACCUUUUAAAAGACUGAAAAUAGCCUUAAAAACAGAUUUCCUAAAGGAAGUUCAUCAUAUUUAUGAAGCAAAAACUUUUCUACUAACAAAUGGUGCUUAAACAUUCUUUAGCCUUUCCUGUUAUCAAUUUGUGAAUUGUCUGUUUUUUAAAAGCUAGACUAAAAUAAACAGAAAAAGUAUGAUUUGGUAUAAA
Molecule: messenger RNA, 1650 nt
Organism: Sphaerodactylus townsendi
Lineage: Eukaryota; Metazoa; Chordata; Lepidosauria; Squamata; Sphaerodactylidae
Gene: FKBP14
Product: FKBP prolyl isomerase 14
Exons: 4
Coding region: 658-1293 (211 amino acids)
Molecular function (GO): peptidyl-prolyl cis-trans isomerase activity; calcium ion binding
Source: RefSeq, a predicted model, not a curated record